AUGUCCAUCCUUAAAAUGUUGGAAGGACCGAGACCAGCAGCUGGUCUGCAACACCGAAAUGUACUUACAUUACAAACUGAAAAUGAAAUCUGCGCCCACCUCCGUGCUGCUGAAGGUGAAGGACCCAAACAUGCGCACUAUGGAAGUCGAUUUCAAUCUUCCAAACGAAGCAUAGCCAUCUUUCUUGUUGUUUCUACCUUGACCAGGACCCGAAGGACCAAGUUCUCUGCAGCAACUGAGUGCCCGCCAUAUUUGUUGCAAGUUGUCAGUACCUGCCCCAUCUUUUUAUUUGGUGGAUCUCGACCGCGAUGGAUUUGGAAUCAUGUGGUCUGCACUUUGCGCCUUCAGGUUCUUCACUUUGUGGCUUGCUGAGAUGUUCGGGUCUCAAGCUCAGCGAUUGCAUUGAAAGCGGAGAUGGUGUUGGAUCGAUAUGUAGUGCAAAAAGUGCGCGAUCCGCUCCCACUCUCCUCAAAGGAAUUUAUGAUAUGCGUGUGACUCUUUUUUCUUGAAACCCAAGGGAAAAAAUCGAAAUCCGACG
Messenger RNA from Amoebophrya sp. A120, 538 nucleotides. The record is from the annotation of a GenBank genome assembly. NCBI's taxonomy places the organism in Eukaryota, Dinophyceae, Syndiniales, Amoebophryaceae.